CCUAUGACGCAGGCGCCCUGGGCUCUUUGGGCGGGAAAAGGCCUAGGCGGACGCGGCAGCCGCUUGGACAGGCUCCCUGCGGCUUUGGCGGAACUGCGUCGCCCGGCAUGGGGCUGCUGGAGCUGUGCGAGCAGGAGUUCCGCACCGCCGACCUGUACCGGGUGCUGGGCGUGCGGCGCGAGGCUUCCGACGGCGAGGUCCGCCGCGGCUACCACAAGGUGUCCCUGCAAGUGCACCCCGACCGGGUGGACGCGGGCCAGAAGGAGGAUGCCACCCGCCGCUUCCAGAUUCUCGGGAGAGUCUAUGCGGUUCUAAGUGACAAAGAGCAGAGAGCAGUGUACGAUGAGCAGGGGACAGUGGAUGAGGACUCUGCUGGGCCCAGCCAGGACCGGGACUGGGAGGCGUAUUGGAAGUUGCUGUUUAAAAAGAUAUCUCUAGAGGACAUUCAAGCUUUUGAAAAAACAUACAAAGGUUCUGAAGAAGAGCUGGCUGAUAUUAAACAGGCCUAUCUGGACUUCAAGGGCGACAUGGACCAGAUCAUGGAAUCUGUGCUUUGUGUGCAGUACACAGAGGAACCCAGGAUAAGGAACAUCAUUCAACAAGCUAUUGAUGCCAGAGAGGUCCCAUCCUAUAAUGCCUUUGUCAAAGAGUCAAAACAAAAAAUGAAUGCAAGAAAAAGGAGGGCUCAGCAAGAAGCUAAAGAAGCAGAGCUGAGCAGGAAGGAGUUGGGGCUUGAGGAAGGAGUGGGUAACUUGAAAGCACUCAUUCAGAGCAGACAAAAGGACCGGCAGAAGGAAAUGGACAGUUUUCUGGCUCAGAUGGAAGCAAAAUACUGCAAACCUUCCAAAGGAGGGAAAAAAACGGCUCUCAAGAAAGAAAAGAAAUGAUGAGAUUUUUCUCUUCAAUGAUCCUUAGGUAUUCCUUGUGCCCUGGUAGACAAGGUGAAGAUUACAGUUAAUCUAACCUUUGAGAGAAGUUGUCUUUUCUGCCUAAAUUACUCAGAUCAACUAAACCAAGUAGGAUCUCUUAAUCUGAUCUUAAUAUUUCUUAGAACUCACCUACACUGUGUGAGGUCCUCAUGUGAAGGAAUGUGGUAGUGAUAGUUGGAAGGGUAGAAUACUUGACAGCACUUGCUUCCGUGGGCCUUCUGCCCAAGGGAGCUUUAUUUUGGGUGUUGGUCUCUGUGCACUGCUUUUGCUGCCUGUAUAUCCAUUAGAAGACAUACUCUGCCUCUUGGGAACACCCCAGAACACUUGCUGAACAGCUCUUUAAAUCUUUAACUUGCUUUGGUCUUAAUAAUCCUAAAUAGACCCUCUCUUUUUCGUUCAGUUUUGUACUCUUAUCCUUGAAAUACAGGAGAAAUGGGUGUUCAUAUUCCUUCAAACCUUUUUAUAAGUCUUGUAUAUGGCUAAAUAAAAAAUUAAAAGGUCUGGUGGAUUUUUAAAUGACCCCCCCUUUUGAUCUAGGAAAAAAAAUGGUGCUUUAGAUAGAAAAGAGGACAUAGAUAAUCUAGUUAGUGUUGCAACAAGCAGCCUGGUUUGGUGAUGUAGUCAUGUCCUUCAGCUGCUCAGUGUUCUCAGGCAGUUUACUGAACUUGUUUGAACUUACUUUAUCUGUAAAGGAGUGAGAGCCACAUUCAUCAGAUUGUAUGUAUUAAAUAUACCCAGAGUUUUUUGUGUUUGUUUUGAGACAGGGUUUCAUGGAUCCGAAGGCUGGCUUGAAACUCACUGUGUAGCUGAGGAUAACCUUGAACUUCUAGUCCUCUGCCUCUACCUCCAUGUGCUGGAAUUACAGGUGUGCACUGCCACACCCAUUUCUGCGCUGCUGGAGAUUGAGCCAGGGUUUUGUGCAUGUUAGGCAAGCACUCUACCAACUGAGCUGUAUCCUAAGCUACCCCACCCAACCCCAUACCCUGAAUUUUAAAAAAUAAAAAAUUAUACUAGCUUUGAGGGAUACAUACUUAAAAAGGGCAAGGAAUUUGCUAAAUGGCAUCUUAGAGAUAACUUUCUGACUCCUAAAAACCUUGAAAGGCAAGCCAUGUAGAUCUGAUAGUUUUAGCAGACUCAGUACUGAUUUGUGAGAACAGAUUUUCAUUUAUAUUUAGAGUUGGAAUGUAUUCACUAGAAUAUAUGGCAUAGUUUAAGGGCUGUUGAACUGAUUUAUAGAUUAAUAUAUUUAAUACCUUGCAGUAAACAAGCCAUUUGCUAUGGAGCAUUACAAUUUAAGGCAGACACAUUAUUUUUAGUUUGUGAUUACAAUCAAGUUAAAAAUACUCUUUAAUUGUAUUAAAAAUAUAAUUUAAUGUGUUCAUUUGAUAACAUUAGAAUACCUUGGAAUAAUUAAAAAUUCAUCCUAAAUGAC
This is a messenger RNA of Nannospalax galili (Upper Galilee mountains blind mole rat), 2361 nucleotides long. It is a transcript of the gene Dnajc9, whose product is annotated as DnaJ heat shock protein family (Hsp40) member C9. The transcript has 5 exons. The record is from RefSeq and is a predicted model, not a curated record. Gene Ontology annotation, cellular component: nucleus; cytoplasm. The coding region runs from base 108 to 887 and encodes 259 amino acids. NCBI's taxonomy places the organism in Eukaryota, Metazoa, Chordata, Mammalia, Rodentia, Spalacidae. Gene Ontology annotation, molecular function: heat shock protein binding.